Molecule: messenger RNA, 2195 nt
Organism: Lactuca virosa
Lineage: Eukaryota; Viridiplantae; Streptophyta; Magnoliopsida; Asterales; Asteraceae
Source: the annotation of a GenBank genome assembly
CCCUUUAAUUCUAGGAUAAAAAAUGUAGCAACAGAGAAUUUGUAAGGACCAUUAUUGCAAUUUCAAAUUCAAAGUCUAUUUCUCUCUCGUCUCAUCCUAAAACACCAUGCCGAAUUGAGCAAACCGAAUAGAUGGGGCGGUGUUCCCGAGUCCACGUCGGCAAUUGUCGAGUUCCAUUGUGACCACUCCAUCCAGUCUAAGGUGUUUCUCGCCAGUGAUCACCAUAGUGGUUGUCUUAGCGAAAGAAGAGAGCGGUGUGUCGAUUGUUAUUUCUAGUUAGGUUUGAUUUGAUGAUCGUAAUUUAAACCAAAACUGGACCAAUAGGAUAUUAUUUUGUAUGGUUUGAUUCCAGUUUUUGGAUGCUUGGUCAAAUGGGUUCAUCGGUUUGACUCAAAACCCAGCCCAAAUCUUGUUAGAUCGCAGCCAUGGUCAACAGUCAAGAUUUCAAGAAUUCAAUCCCCCUUUCUUCUAUCUCCACUCCAGAACGUGGCACCAAGAUGAGCAAGCUAACCUCAUCAAGCUCCGAGCUAGACCUAGAUCGCCCCAACAUCGAAGACUACCUUCCCUCCGAUUCCAUUCCACAACCUCACGCCAAGCUUCGUUUGCGCGAUUUGCUGGACAUCUCCCCGACGUUAACGGAGGCGGCUGGUGCCAUUGUCGAUGAUUCUUUCACACGAUGCUUCAAAUCAAAUCCUCCAGAGCCUUGGAAUUGGAAUAUAUAUUUAUUCCCUUUGUGGUGUUUGGGAGUUGUAGUUAGAUAUGGGAUUCUUUUCCCUGGAAGGGUUCUUGUUCUGACAAUAGGAUGGAUAAUCUUCCUAUCAUGUUAUAUUCCUGUGCAUUUGCUAUUAAAAGGGCAUGAUAAGUUAAGAAAAAGGCUAGAGAGGGCUCUGGUGGAGUUAAUUUGCAGCUUCUUUGUUGCAUCAUGGACAGGGGUAGUGAAGUAUCAUGGCCCUAGACCAUGUGCAAGGCCUAAACAGGUGUUUGUGGCUAAUCAUACAUCAAUGAUUGAUUUCAUUGUUUUAGAACAAAUGACUGCUUUUGCUGUUAUCAUGCAGAAACACCCCGGAUGGGUUGGACUUCUGCAAAGCACUAUUUUGGAUAGUUUGGGGUGUAUAUGGUUUAAUCGUUCGGAAGCAAAGGAUCGUGAAAUUGUAGCAAGAAAGUUAAGGGAGCAUGUUGAAGGAGCUGACAACAAUCCUCUUCUUAUCUUCCCUGAAGGAACUUGUGUAAAUAAUCAGUUCACUGUUAUGUUCAAAAAGGGUGCAUUUGAACUUGGGUCCACUGUUUGCCCAAUUGCAAUCAAGUACAACAAAAUUUUCGUUGAUGCUUUCUGGAAUAGCAAAAAACAAUCUUUCACGACUCAUUUGUUACAGUUGAUGACAUCAUGGGCUGUGGUUUGUGAUGUUUGGUACCUUGAGCCUCAAAAUAUGAAGCCUGGAGAAACACCUAUUGAGUUUGCAGAGAGGGUGAGGGACAUCAUAUCUGUUCGGGCAGGUCUUAAGAAGGUUCCAUGGGAUGGAUACUUGAAAUACUCUCGCCCCAGCCCAAAACAUAGGGAACGCAAGUAAGUUCAAAUUCUAUCAUUCUUUUACAAAAAAAAUCCCCUUAACAUUUUUGUUACGGAUUUGGUCCUUAUGAUUUACUCAAACUCACAACUUUGGUCCAAUUUAAGACUUGCAUUGCGUUGUCAGAGGGAAUAAUCCGCAACAAAAUGCAAACUUAAGGAAGUCUUCAGGAAGAUUUUAAAAAAUUGGACCAAAAUUUUUUGAAUAAAGCACAAGGACCAAAUUUGUAAUUUACUAAUAAAUGGCAAUAUUAUACGCGAAAUUUCAACUCUUAUAAUAUAUAUAUAUAUAUAUAUAUAUAUAUAUAUAUAUAUAUAUAUAUAUAUAUAUANNNNUUUUGCAGAGUCGGUGCUGCAUCGGUUGGAAGAGAAAUGAGGAUUGUAGAUUUUCAAGCAUUGCUGGGAAGAUAGAUAAUUAUUAAAUCAUGAGCAAAUAAGAUUAUGCCUUUUUGUUGAAUGUGUCUUUGUGUGUGUGUGUGUGUGUUCGUUCACUUAAAUUUAUGAACAGGCGAUACUUUAUACUGACCUUAAUUUGUUUAGCAAGAGAGCUGUUUUGUAAUGGUUUAAGUGUUUUGUAGAAUUUUAUUUGUUUCGUAUCUAGGUCAAAAGAUUUGUGAUGUAAAUAAUGAUA